Molecule: messenger RNA, 438 nt
Organism: Selaginella moellendorffii
Lineage: Eukaryota; Viridiplantae; Streptophyta; Lycopodiopsida; Selaginellales; Selaginellaceae
Product: omega-amidase, chloroplastic
Exons: 2
Coding region: 1-438 (145 amino acids)
Biological process (GO): L-glutamine metabolic process; oxaloacetate metabolic process
Cellular component (GO): mitochondrion
Molecular function (GO): omega-amidase activity
Source: RefSeq, a predicted model, not a curated record
AUGUUUUUGUGGCAGUUCAUGCUCGCCGUUUGCCAGCUCUCGAUUUGCGUAGACAAGGAACAGAACAUCAGGCAUGCUCGUGAAGCUAUCCAGACGCUUGCUGAUGGCGGCAGCAAGCUGAUCCUUCUUCCAGUUAAGUUUUGUAGUUGUCUGUUCAGUCAUAAGGAGAAUGUGUUACAGGAAAUGGGGAAUUUUCCAGACUCAAACGCGAGCUUUCCAAUCUAUGCAGGCGAUUCUCCCUCUUCCAAAAUACUUUCGGACAUGGCAAAGAGUAAGGAGGUUACCAUCAUCUGUGGCUCCAUACCGGAACGACGUGGCAAUCAUCUCUACAAUACUUGCUGCAUCUACGGAAAAGAUGGCUCUCUAAAAGGAAAGAUACAGAAGUAUACUGUUGUUGAUUCGGGUAAGAUCCUGCAGGCAUUACGACAAGCAAAAUAA